GGUAGUCGACUUAUUUUCCCGCUGGGGAUGAUGGGGAUGGAUAUGGCUGUCGGAAAUGUUGAAUCCAAGGGUAUCAGGCGGAUACACUCGUCAUCGAGAAAAGAUAGAUUACGAGGUCAUGAUGCUAAAGGGAAGAGGACAUCUGGUGUUCCCGUUUAAUGCGCACUUGUGUAUCUUGUAUUUUUGGGCUGCUGUUACAUGCCCUCGCAGCCUGAUCACACUGUGUGCUUGUUCUCGGUUGCACACUCCCAUGUCCUAGACGUAUUUAUCAGUUAUUCGGGAGUAUUCGGUGGUGUCCAUGUGUGGGAAAUUUUACCAGGGGAUUUAGCAGUGGGUUUUAAUGCUGGAUAAAUAAAUCCCACUGACGGUGAUCUGGAAUUGAUAAAAUGUGCGCAUGGAUAGGGGCUCAUGAUGCACAGGAAGGACAGGGACAGAGCGCGCGGGAACAAGAAGCUCCAGAGUACGUUCGUUAUGGUUUUUGUAAAGGUCUUGAGUGUCCUGAAGGUCACAAUGACAUAAAGAAGCUCAGACGUGAAAACGAGCAGUUGAGACGUGAGAUAUGGUGUCUGAGGGAGGAGUACGACAAGUUGGAGGAGAUACUCAAGAGCCAAAAGUCAAGGGAGGAUAGUGAAAACGACGAGGAUUUAAGUGACGACUGUUCAAGCGGUUCAAACCAGGAGGAAGACGACGACGACGAAGAAGAAGAAGAUUCAGAGGACGAAAUAAGUGAUCCCUCCAAGUCCCCCGAAAAGCUGAUAACCCGCGAGUCAAUCCAGGAUGAGCUUCUGGAAAAUGCUGAGAAUCAAAAGCUAUCGACUGAGAAAAUGAACAGUAUUCACCGAUUGCACGUUGACUUUGAUAAAUUAUCAACAGUAACCGAGGAGGAUGAGACAAAGCGCGAUAAGAUCCCCCGUAAAAAAGAUGAGAGAGAAUUAAUUAAAGCCGAGGGACCAGUAACAAAUGAAAUAUCCCAGAAAAGAGAGGACAGUUACUUGACCGGACACACAUUUAAUUGGAUAUACAGUCCCGAGUGUCCAGUACAAGCUUCCGUAAACGAUCAAUCUGUCUGCCGUCCACAAAGCCCAAGUAUCCAGCAUUUAAUCAGCAACGACGCUCCACAACUCCCCCCUCUCGGUUGGGAAGCGAUUUUUGAUGUGAAUCCAAGGACAAAUUCGACUGCUCCAAGACUAUUACCCGAGGAAUUGACCCUCCCAUUAGUCUGCGAUAACAGCAAUGGACAAAAGACAUCACCGGAUAUAUGUGUUUCUGGUGCUGUACCAAACCAAUUACACAAUUCCCAAAGCUCUGACAAUUUACUAUCAAAUCAGCGUGAUAAUUUGGAUAAGAGCCUGUCACACUCGUGUCAAGAGUUGAAAUCCAAUUUAUUCAGGGAUGAGAGAAUGAUCAAAGGUGGCUUAGCUGCUAAGAGUUUACCUGAUAAUUCCAAGGCCAGCCCGAAGGCCUUUCGCAGCCAGUUGAGGGUACAUUUGACUCAACCGUCUGAAAAAUUACCGGAUGUACCACCGCAAAUGCCACGUCUCGAUUGUACUUUAUGCCCACCGACAUCAGAUGAUCGUCGACAUCGUAGAUUACUACGACAGCUACAGCUCCAGGAUUACCAGGCAACGUCCUUCGAGCAUCCCAAUCCCCAAAGUUUAACUUUACCCGUAUCCAUGAAACCAUUCAUCCCAAGGCCAGACAAGACAAUUUAUCGGGACAUUGAUUACCUUCCUGUUUGGUCGGAUGUACCACCACCACCGAGAGUCGAUACACAAACGCAAACCCAGAGUCCAAGUCCAACGCCGAGCAGUAGUUCAGGACAGGAGGUGCGCAAGGAUGAUGGGAAGUCGUUGAAAUCAUCGAAGUCCAGUCCGGAGAAGAAGAGAGGGAGGAAAAAAUCGGAGAGGCUGUCGACACCUUCCAUGGAGGGACAGAGAAAGCAGAAGAAUAGGAAUUCACAGGCCUCGAAGCGAAGGACAUCAUCGAGGAGCCAGAGCAUACCUCCUGCUGAGGGAGAGCUGAAGAAUUUCAAGGACACGAUUGCUGGGGGAAUCGAGGCGGAGAAGGAGUUCAGGAAGAAUAGUAUUGCUACGGAGAAGGUGCCAUGGUGUGCUUGCUGGGGGAAUGGCUGCCUUUGAAGAUGAUACGACGAUUAAUGAGGGAAAACAGAGAGUGAAAGAACACCGGGAGUUCUCGGGUGUCAUCCGACUGGGUGGCAAGGAAGCUCAGUUGUCAAGGCAACAUGUACGAGAAUUCGGUUCAUCUGUCAGGAUUAAGAACCGGAGAAAUGGAACAUCUCGGGUUGCAGGGAGGAGGAUUCGAAGAGUUCAGGGAUGUCGUCUUCAGGGAGGAAGAAGGUGCCUUUAUGCAGUUUGUGAGGGAUUAUUUAUCUUUGAAGCUCAUGUGAUAAUUAAUUCAUUAGGUCAUAGUCAUGGGGUGCGAGGGUGAGGAGAGGUUGAAGAGCGAAAUGCUCCGGUAUCGUUUCGUUUAGUUCGAUAAUCAUGAAAACGGAGAACUGAAUGAGAGGAAGAAGUAUAGAAAAACUUUGGUAUUGAUGAGGGUUCUUGUCGAGGAGUUUAUACUAACGAUCAAUAAAAAAUUUUUAGAGGUC
Molecule: messenger RNA, 2611 nt
Organism: Diachasmimorpha longicaudata
Lineage: Eukaryota; Metazoa; Arthropoda; Insecta; Hymenoptera; Braconidae
Product: MATH and LRR domain-containing protein PFE0570w
Exons: 3
Coding region: 387-2138 (583 amino acids)
Source: RefSeq, a predicted model, not a curated record